UGUAGUCAGUCGUACAAUGGCUUCCAUCAUGUUUCCCUGGAUCAAAAAUACUUGUUUCCAUUUAGCAUUGCACGCUGGCAGCAUCGUUCUUGCAAUCAUCACUCAGAUAAUCUCAGAAGUCUUUUUUUACCUGGCGAAGGAAGACAAAGUGCCCAAUGCUGUUUUCCAGACUUCAUCCUGGAAUGUGUCCAAGACCUUCUCCCUAGAGUUGACUAUGGACUCGUGGUCUGAGAACUUCUGGAUCUGGAUUGAUCUGUGGUCUAAAAUGUGGCUCGUUUAUGCAGCUGUGAGCCUCUUCAGAAGAAAUGUAUUCGGCCCCCAGUCGUGCAAUCCUGAAAUCCACCCUCCCAAAUUCUUUCUGAUGUGGACUAUCAUAAAUAUUAUGAGAGUUUGUAGCAUGCCUAUGUGGGAUAGACACUUUAUCCUACCAGCUGUGUUGUCUAGGUGGAUUUUACCACUUCACAGCUUCUACAUGCUUUUCCUGUCCUACUUCAACCUGAAUAAGCACAAAGCCUGGCUGGCAAUCAACAACCCUGGUGUGAUUCCAUGGACACGUUAUCUGACCCAGAAUGGAUUAGCUGUAUUUGCCUGGUGGUCUCUCUUUCAUUCUGUGGUGGGCUUUGGCAUAGUGCUUAAGUAUUAUGCCCGUGUUCAGGACCGAGUGGCCAGUGCCACUGUCCUUUUCAUCAUCUCUGUGUUCAUUAUUACAUGGUUCAUCCUGCAGAACUUCUUCUUGAUCAAGUACAUGCGGCAUACAUUCAGCAUUUAUGCCAUCCUCAUUCUGGGACUGGGUGCAAUGUUCACCAGCAGCUACCGUGUCCAGAACUUCUCUAUAAACACCGCCGUCUGUGGAGUCCUUAUGCUUCUGAUAACCAUCAUGAGCUUCAUCCAUUUGAUCUCUGCAUGUCUGGAGAAGUCCCACAAGCCUGUUGCUGCAGAGCUGAGACUUGAAGGCUGUGAGACCGUGUGCAAACCAGAAGGGAAUAUUAAAGACAAACUAGAGAACUGAGUUGAAUUGCAAAAAAAAGAGACCAUCAUUUGAUCAAUAGAUUUAUUUAAAACAACACAAUCAUUAAUUCAGUUGUGUGUCUGAACAUACCCUGUGUACUGACCUCAUUAGCUGAAAAUUUGUAUGUGUGUGGUAUACAUCAUUCACCAAAAGGUGGCAGCAAACGCUUAGAUUAAUGUUGAGAAAUUCAAACUGGAGCUGCACCAGGAGAUGGCACAAUGAUGCAAGCCUUGCAUUUAAUGCGCCUAAGGAAAAACAGUUUUUAAAUGAAAAGAAUCAAUACUGGUCUUUUACAGAUGUUAAUUUUAUUAACCCUUAUGGCUUGAAUUGUGCUGCAUUCUAAACUCUCAAAAUAAACUGAGUAAAGCUUAAAAACACAGUGGGUGUGUAUAUGUGUGAGUGUGUGUGGGCGUGUGCCUGGUUGUGUUUACAUAACUGUAAAAUCCUCUUGAUAAAUUAGAAAACAUCUGUAUUUUUCAUCUCCCUCUUUGCUCCUCUCUGGGGUCUGUGACGCUGUUCCAAAGACAUAAUCACACUCAAGUUUAAGAGCUCUCUCUCUCUGUCUCUCUCAACACUGCUUAAAGAAUGGAAUAUCAAACAUGCCCUUUGGCUUCAGGGAAGAGCAGCUCAACCUUUGAUGAAGACACUGAGCUUUAUUAAAGUAAUAAAUGAAAGCAGAAGAAACAAAGACAAGAGAUCAUACAAUGAAUGUGGUGACCAUGGCAGUGACAUUUUUUCAACAAAUAAAGAUUUGUUAUGCAAAAUGGAUACUGUUUUGAAAGAUGGAAAUGCAAAAUUCAACCUUUUUCUGCAACAUCAUCAUCUCAUUCUUGCCUGCCAGCACAAUGUUGCAUUAGUAUUUGAACACAGACAUUAACUUGUAAAACUGGCCUCUGUGGUGGGUGGAUGUCAUUGACACUCAUCAUAAGCUUAAAUUGGCAAUUUGUGCAACAGUAACAUUUUUCUUAUCUACAGGCGAUUAUUAGCUCAUAUUUUUUAAGGCAGAUAGAUUUGCUUUGAGGAAUGUUCAAAGACAAUACAUCAAAACCAGAAGAAAGUCUGCUAGAGAUCCUGCUCACAUGCACACACAUUCUGGAAAUAUGUUAUGGAUAAGGGAUUUUCUAAACAUUUUUAGUCUAAACCUCAUACAAUUACUAUUGUAAAUACUCUCUCCUAAAUAACUGUAGAUGUUUAGCUGCUUAUUUCCUAUUUGCUCUGCAUAAAUUACUCAUUUCUCAUGUUGUGCAGUGAACAUUUCUGCUCUUACUUUGGUCCCCUUGGUUAUUUUAAAAGAGCCACAAUAAACUUAUUUUUCUCAGAAGACUACAUACGUGCUUUUAACAUUAAUGGUAGAAACAGUUCAAUUUGGGAGAUAGUAAUUUAUAUAUGCUGAUCCUUUGUUGACAUUGUGGAAAUAGAAAAAAAAAGUCAGUUUUCUUUCUUAGCUGUCUUGUGCAAUGUUUUCCAAGCUGUGCUGUUUUCUUUUCUGUAAAACCUGGACAGAAAGGAAAAGAACAAGAGUCUAACAACAAACCUUACCUACCUAGACUAAGCACAGGACUGAUCACCCUGUUGGGAUUAGAUUUUAGAUUUUUUGUUUUAUUUGUGUGCUUUUCUGUGUACAACUAAUUUGGAUCGAGAAGAGGGAGCAACCUUUUGACAACAUUCACUAUUGUGUCAAGAUUUUGCUUUCAGUUGAUCAGCUUAGCUAAUCAGAGAUGUAAGUUU
Gambusia affinis (western mosquitofish) is the source of this 2737-nucleotide messenger RNA. RefSeq lists its product as uncharacterized. NCBI's taxonomy places the organism in Eukaryota, Metazoa, Chordata, Actinopteri, Cyprinodontiformes, Poeciliidae. Bases 17 to 1009 code for a protein of 330 amino acids. The record is from RefSeq and is a predicted model, not a curated record. The transcript has 7 exons.